Molecule: messenger RNA, 1542 nt
Organism: Talaromyces marneffei
Lineage: Eukaryota; Fungi; Ascomycota; Eurotiomycetes; Eurotiales; Trichocomaceae
Exons: 1
Coding region: 1-1542 (513 amino acids)
Biological process (GO): mRNA splicing, via spliceosome; spliceosomal tri-snRNP complex assembly
Cellular component (GO): U4/U6 x U5 tri-snRNP complex; U4 snRNP; precatalytic spliceosome
Source: RefSeq, a predicted model, not a curated record
AUGUCGGCUGCGGAAGAUCUGUUGCGGGAUUUCGAAGACUCCGAUUUCGAAGAGACGGAGGAAAAUGGAGUCGAAAAUGAAGGUCAAGAAAUGGAACUCGUGCCGGAGACGACAGAGGAAGCCGAGGAGGAAAAUGUCGCAGUGAAGAAUGAUUUCGAGGUUGCCAUGUCAGCGGCUGAUGAACUGGCACGUCUACACAAAGUCUUGCGCGACUACUACUCGGUGCGAUUUCCAGAGCUUGAAACUCUUAUUACGAACCCCAUCAACUACGCGAAAGCCGUUGCGAUCUUGAAAAAUGGACCGCUCGACAAUAUCAAGCAACUCUCUACGUCCUCCGACAACAUCGUCGGCGCUCCGCUCAAUACUGUUCUCGAUGGACCCUCCCUUAUGGUCGUUACUGUUGAAGGAACAUCCACUCGAGGUCGGCCGAUGUCAGAAGCCGAGCUCAAGCUUGUGCUCGAUACUUGUGAGAAAAUCCUCAAACUAGACCGCGAACGAACUGCACGUAUCGAGAGUGUUCAAUCUCGAAUGACCGAAAUUGCACCAAACCUCACAGCUCUUAUUGGUUCACAAACGGCUGCCCAGUUCCUAAAUCAGGCUGGUGGAUUACUUGAGCUUGCCAAAAUCCCUGCCUGUAAUCUUGCUGCUCAGGGCUCCAAGAAGCAAGAAGGACUGGGAUUUGCGACGAACGUUGGUAUUAGACAACAAGGCUUCCUCUACAACUCGCCGAUGAUUCAAGACAUACCGAACGACGUCAAACGCCAGGCGAUGCGGAUUGUGUCGGCAAAGAUGGUCUUGGCGGCCCGAGCUGAUGUUGCUCGUAGCAGUCCAGAUGGAUCGAUGGGCGAGGAGCUUAAACAACAAUGUUUCCAUCGGUUGGAUAAGCUUACGGAACCACCACCAAACAAAGGUCCUCGAGCCUUACCUGCACCCGAUGACAAACCGGCUAGAAAGCGAGGUGGUCGACGAGCACGCAAAGCGAAGGAAGCCGUGGCAAUGACAGAAUUACGAAAGGCACAAAAUAGGGUUGCAUUCGGCAAAGAAGAACAGGAAGCUGGAUACGGUACCGGUGACGGCACGGUUGGAUUGGGUAUGCUUGGGCAGGAGAAUGAUGGUCGGAUUCGUGCCGCUCAGAUCGAUCAGCGAACACGGGCCAGGCUUAGCAAAUCCAACAAGGGCUGGGGAGCAGCCACUCCAAUCAGUGGUAUCGCUUCAUCUCUUCGAGGGCCCGGGAAUGCCACAGUACUCCAAGCAAAGGGCCUACGCACAUCAGGAGUUGGCACCUCGCUCAACGCGACGGCUGGUACGGCGAGUUCUAUUGCAUUCACACCGGUGCAAGGUCUGGAAUUGGUCGACCCCAAAGUCCAGGCGGAGCUCAAUCGUAAGCGCAAGGCAGAAGAGGACCGAUGGUUCAAGAGUGGUACCUUCACUCAAGUUGGAGGACAAAAUGGAGGUUUCAAGGUCCCUGAUGUUCCGGCGAACAAGAAGGUUAACACUGGAGCGGGCAACAUGGCGCCUCCGCCACUGCCUCUUAAGAAGUGA